GCAAAUAAAACUCAAAACUGCCACAGUCGCGAGCGGAUCAAGUCCAUCGGUCCCAAUCGUUGCGUGUUUUCGACGAAAUUCCCCGCAAAAGAGAUCGCGUUUCGGGCGGAAAAGUGCUUCCGGGUGACACGGGCGGUCCGGCGGUCGUGAUUGGGGUAGAAUUUACGUGAAUCUUCUCAGCUAGUGGCGAAUAACGGAGAAACGAAGAUAUUCCGUCACCGCAACACGCGUCGCGCCGUGUCGUUGCCACUGGAUGGGGCUCGUCGUCAAAAUUGGUUCAGUUGGCAGUGUUUGAAAAGAGCGAGAAAUUCGUUGCCACUAAAGUGCGACCGUGAAUGGUCUGAAAAUGUUUUCCAAAAAGAAGAAAAAGCCGCAAAUUUCGUUCCCGAGCAACUUUGAGCAUCGUGUCCACACCGGGUUUGACAAACGCGAAGGUCGCUAUGUGGGUCUGCCGCUACAGUGGGCCUCAAUCGUGGGCAACAAUCAAAUUCUCAAGUCCACCAAUCGGCCCCUUCCCCUAAUCGAUCCCUCGGAAAUCACUCCCACGGAAAUCCUGGACCUCAAAACGAUCGUCCGGCCACACGGUCAAAACCCCAACUCUAGCGCAGCUUCCACCACCGGCAGCCUGGGUGAACCAGGCAAACUGGUCCUGCCGAAAACCUCCAGCGUAGCACGCUCAAACUCGCUGCGAAGCUCCAGUCCACCGCGAGUCCGCCGUGGUGAACUGCGCGCCAACACCAACGUUCCACCCUCCGUCCCGGAAGAACCGCUCCACCUCGGUGGCGGCCAAUCGCCGUUCCCAACCCAACCCAACAACAACUUCCCUCCCGUACCCGCCAAGCAACAUUUCGCCGGAAAUCCUCACCCGCAUCCCCACCAUCAGCAGCAGCAGCAGCAGCAGCCGUUUGGGGAAAAUGCAGCAUUUAACCACCUCAACAACAACUACGACCCCCAGCAGAACCACGUCCACCAGCAUCCGCAUCAGCCGGUGGGGUCGCACAACCAUCACCAUUUGAAUGGGAAUGUGGUGACGGCGCCUGCGACGGCUGGACAGCAGCAGCAAACGAAUCCGGUUGGCAAUAACGGCACCAACGGAAACCAUCCCGCGAAUCCGAUGAACGUGAUGACGGACGGGGGCAUGUUGUAUAACAACAGAUCACAAAAAUCCUCCCCCACCGGAUCGGACGGCGUAAUGCGAUACCCGCAGCAAGGCUUCCCUGGACAAUUCCCAGCCCAAGGACACCCCCCACAACAGCAGCAACAACAACAGCAUGGCAAUGGUCCACCCCCGUUGCACAACAAGCCUAACUUCAAUAACGGCGCCCAACAGCCGGUGACCAACCACAUCCACCAGGGUAUGCACGGUGGCCAGAUGCCACAGCCCCAGCCCGGCAUGACAGCCCCCCAUAUGGAUCCCGCUGGCCAUCAUCACCACCACCACCACCAUCCGAAUCACAUGGGUGGACCAGCUCCGGGAAUGCAACAACAGCAGCAGCAACACCCAGGCCAUCAUCAGCAAGCACCCGGCGGUCCCGGUCCUCUCCAUCCGCCCAUGAACGGCCCCGGCCAGUUCCCGAACCACCACCAUCCCAACAUGCCCCACAAGAUGCCAUCGCCUGCCUCGAUCGCGGGUUCCAUGAACAACGACCAGAGUGUAAAUAGCUUGAACAACAACAGCAACCUUAAUCCCAGUACAAAGGCCAACUCGCGGGCCUCCAGCUCGAGCGGAGGCAACAUCUCGGUGGCGCAAAGUACGACCUCGUCCGUCCAGAUGGGCGGCGGCAGUCAGCAGGGUGGACCCGGGUCUACGAAGACGGAGCAGCGGUUGACGCAUGAGCAGUUCCGCGCUGCAUUGCAAAUGGUGGUCUCCGCCGGGGAUCCUCGGGAGAACCUGGAGAACUUUACCAAGAUCGGAGAAGGUUCUACCGGUACGGUUUGCAUCGCAACGGAUAAGUCGACUGGUCGUCAAGUGGCCGUCAAGAAGAUGGACCUGCGGAAGCAGCAGCGCCGCGAGUUGUUGUUCAAUGAGGUUGUUAUCAUGCGAGACUACCACCACCCGAACAUCGUCGAGACGUACAGCAGCUUCCUCGUGAACGACGAGUUGUGGGUUGUGAUGGAGUACCUCGAGGGAGGUGCGCUGACCGACAUUGUGACCCACUCGCGGAUGGACGAAGAGCAGAUCGCAACGGUGUGCAAGCAGUGCCUGAAGGCGCUGUCCUAUCUGCACUCACAGGGAGUAAUCCAUCGGGACAUCAAAUCGGACUCGAUCCUGCUGGCCUCGGAUGGGCGGGUGAAGCUGUCCGAUUUCGGCUUUUGCGCGCAAGUUUCGCAGGAACUGCCCAAGCGCAAAUCGCUGGUCGGCACGCCGUACUGGAUGUCGCCCGAGGUCAUCUCGCGGCUUCCGUACGGUCCUGAGGUGGACAUCUGGUCGCUUGGAAUCAUGGUCAUCGAGAUGAUCGACGGCGAGCCGCCGUUCUUCAACGAGCCACCGCUGCAGGCGAUGCGCCGAAUCCGGGACAUGCCGCCGCCAAAGUUGAAGAACUCGCACAAGGUGUCGAGCCGGCUGCAGAACUUCCUCGACCGCAUGCUCGUGCGGGAUCCCGUACAGCGGGCUACCGCUGCGGAACUGCUCGCGCAUCCGUUCCUGCGUCAAGCGGGGCCGCCGUCGCUGCUGGUUCCGUUGAUGCGCGGCGCGAGGCACAGCAAUUGCUGAGGGGUGAGCAUGACCAUUUUGAUUUGUGUACAUAGGUAAGGCGAAAAGUCAGCGAAUCUAACGAAACAAAAUCUACGACCCUAUUUUUACUCAUAUCGUGUGGAUUCAAAUCUCGCGUUCGAUCCAACGAACGAAACGCUUGCAUUUUACAAGAGAAUAAAUAACUACUUUACUCUAACAGUUAAAUGUUGCAAGCAAAGCUUUUUUGCCUUACUCGUAAUUUGUAUGCCUUAAGAGAGAGAAUAACUGAAGAUGUUAUGAAGAAAGAAAGAGUUAGUAUAGAAAAAGUGCCCUUGAAUCUGACAGCAUUUUUUAGCAAAUAGUUGCACUCACCCCCAAUUCUCCACUUUUUCGGUGAUUCCGUUGCGGUUAUCACGACCACCCACGUACCAGAAAUCAUUAGCUUCUUACGAAACUGAUGAAUCUUAACGAAACAUUCCAGCAGUAUUUAGUAGAAAUCCACUUAACACUUGCAUACGUUCAACCUGAUGCAGAGUUUCAAAGGGCAAACGGUCUAUUUUUUGUUUGCCAUUUAUAUUUGUUUUAACUGUGUGUAAUCCCACAUUUAAGUUGUAAACGUUAUCUGUUUUUAAAACACGCGAAACAUAGUAUUAUUCUUUAGCGUUAAUUAUGAUCCAAGCUCCGCCUGGUUGGCCGUAUUUUACGAUAAUAUUUAAGUUAUCUUUUAGUCUCGCAACGUAAAGACCAUUCAACCCCCUCCCCUUUAGUAUUUAUUGUGUUCCAAAAGUUAUUCCAACGUGUAGGCCCAUAUCAGAGCAACACUUUUAACUUCCAGACUCUCAAGUACUCUCAAAACAGAAACCAAUUGGACUGAUUUUCAAUGGAAAAGAAACAGAUUUAAACAUAAUCACAGGAACCGAAUGGCAGCGAAAGAAUUUAUUUAAAAGAGAUCAGUUCAACGAAGAAUUAAACGGUGUAUUGAAAAUACUUAAAUGUUUAAGCCUAUAAAAGUUACAUGUUACAGCUUAAGCAAAUAUGCGGAGGGAGUCAUUAAGGAUGUCCCGUAGUUUUGCUGUUUUAUUUGCGAAUUAGUUAAAAAAGCAGUAAAGUCACUGGAUAUCGUGACCACCCUACAAAAAUAGUUAGCAUAUACCUAAAGCUAGUUUUACAGAUUAAACGUUAGCGGCUGUAAAAAGGUAAUCGCUAAUCAUUCAAGAUUGCAAAAUUUAUAAAAAGUUAUUACAUUAAAACAUGUUAGUAUUGCAUAAAUCUUGAAAGAUUUUUAAAUAAAGGAUAUAGAAUAA
Molecule: messenger RNA, 3978 nt
Organism: Culex quinquefasciatus (southern house mosquito)
Lineage: Eukaryota; Metazoa; Arthropoda; Insecta; Diptera; Culicidae
Gene: mbt
Product: serine/threonine-protein kinase PAK 4
Exons: 6
Coding region: 347-2713 (788 amino acids)
Biological process (GO): protein phosphorylation; intracellular signal transduction; regulation of MAPK cascade
Cellular component (GO): cytoplasm
Molecular function (GO): ATP binding; protein serine/threonine kinase activity
Source: RefSeq, a predicted model, not a curated record